GUUUUUCCUUUGACCAUGUCUUCGGCUGGAGUGAAUUGCACUGUUUGCGAUAAACCAGGUGUCUCCCGAUGCUCGGACUGUCGAACAACAUAUUAUUGUGGUCCUGAGUGCCAACGGGCAGACUGGAAAACUCAUAAAGUCGCCUGCGCUCAAAUGCCCAAGUGGUAUGACAAGCAUCGAAAAAAUCGGGAUGGAUCUCUUCACGAAGGACGAAUGGAACUCAUCACAUGGGAUUGUCCUGCAGAAGGCCUUGGCUGGGGCGCUUGCUUCAAAGAGGAGUCGGACGACUUGAAGAAAGAUUUCCAAACGAAGUAUGGCGGCGAUUGCGAGAAGUUUCAUGAAUUCUGGCCACAAGGUUUCCGGUGGACUUGCUGUGGUAUGAGUGCAGACAUGGACUAUGGUUGUGACCAUCAUGGGACUGGGAAAAAGCCAUGCACUUGCGAUUUUUGCCGGAUGGGCAAACCACUGCCGGAUAGUAUUUACAAAGAGAAAACCGCGUCUCGUCAUGGACUGCAACUUCAACGAGGCCCCGACCCACGUUCCUCCAAUUUUGCGCUGGGUAUGAUUGCAGAAACCGCAAGAACUGUCAUGGGCCUUGCCAUUGACGACUGA
This is a messenger RNA of Mycena indigotica, 612 nucleotides long. RefSeq lists its product as uncharacterized. The record is from RefSeq and is a predicted model, not a curated record. The transcript is spliced from 3 exons. NCBI's taxonomy places the organism in Eukaryota, Fungi, Basidiomycota, Agaricomycetes, Agaricales, Mycenaceae. The coding region runs from base 16 to 612 and encodes 198 amino acids.